AUGGAAAAUAUAUUGGUUGGAUUAAAUGAAUUAUUCUAUGAAAUUCUUUUGAUAAUUUUUACAAAAUUAAAGAAUGUUUCACUCCUGUACUCUUUAUUAGGUGUUAAUAAGCGACUAAACACAAUUGUACUUGAUCCAAUUUUUACAAAUCAUUUAACAUUGAUAAAACAUUUGCCAGAUGAUUCCAUCUGUUCGUUAUCUGAUUCGACGCUUGAUCGAUUUUGCACAAAAAUUUUACCUGAAAUUCAUUGUCAAAUCAAAUGGCUUGGUCUUGAAUCAUCAUCUGUGAAACAUAUACUUCGUGUCACAAAUUAUCCCAAUUUAUAUGGACUCGGUUUAUUUGACAUAGAUUUGGGAACAGCUCAAUCUCUCUUUGUUGAUGCAUCUUCAUUAAUUCAUACAUAUAAAAAUCAAAUAACAUCACUUAUUAUUGAUAUAACUACAAAUAAGGAGCAAUUAUCAAUAAAAGAUGUCAAUAUACUUGUAUUUACACACAUUUUUAUAACAUACACUAAUUUACAAUAUUUAAAUUUCGGUCCAACUUCAAGUGACAAUCAAUGUUUAACAUUUCCGAAUUCAUCUCCAACUUUUAUCUCCUCAAAUCUCUUAGAAUUGCAUGUCUGUUUGGGAAAUUUCAUCGACUGUCUUUAUAUACUUGAUGGACGUUUCAAUCAACUACGUAUGUUUCAUGUUGAAAUUCAUGAAAUUUCCAUUUUCGAUCGAGAACUUAAUAAUAAGGUGAAUUAUUUUCAUUAA
This is a messenger RNA of Rotaria sp. Silwood2, 756 nucleotides long. NCBI's taxonomy places the organism in Eukaryota, Metazoa, Rotifera, Eurotatoria, Philodinida, Philodinidae. The record is from the annotation of a GenBank genome assembly.